This is a messenger RNA of Clonostachys byssicola, 903 nucleotides long. NCBI's taxonomy places the organism in Eukaryota, Fungi, Ascomycota, Sordariomycetes, Hypocreales, Bionectriaceae. The record is from the annotation of a GenBank genome assembly.
AUGGGAACAUAUUUCGCACAAACCAGGCAUAGCCUUCAAGAGGGCUAUGAAGAGCCAUUACCAAACUCCGUCUCAGGAAGAAACUGCCUAGAAGCUGGCCGCACUUUUGAAGGGCGACUCGAAAGAAUUUGCCCUGGGCAAAUGCAGACGCCAAGAGCGCCGCGCGAGGGGAGGCCACCAGAGGGCGAGUUCAAAUACAUUCAAGAGGCGGUGGACUUGCUCGGAACUCCUUUCGAGCGCGUCUUCAAGCUCGACGAAAGUCAAACUACCUUCAUCUCCCCUGCACUGAUGCAGGGUGUUCCCGUUGAGAAAAUGGAGGAGCAUGGCGAACACUGGCAGAGCAGUUGGCGUUCGAUCGAUAUGUGGACGGAUCAUACAAAGGAUCCCCAAAAACCCACUGUAAAGAGGAAAAAGAGUGAAUGUGAGAGGGUCAUGGCUAAAUUUGGCCCCGACUCGGAAUUUCACCCGAACCAGCUUUUGACAGUGGUUGCUAUACCCGGCGACGGAUUGUGCAACUCAAGGCUGCCCGUGGACAUCUGCCCAUAUCUGGAGACUCUCCAGCCGUUACAUGAUGCAGGAGUCCUCAAGAUGCGCCCUGUGGACUUCAUUCGGUGGAGGCUCAUUGACAAUCUGAGUCGAAGAAAAAAGAAUGUUUGGCCAAAACCGGUCAAAUCAGCCGUUCGCAGUCUUCAGUCUGGCUCUGGAGAGACUCGUGAUGACCUCAUGAGAUACGCAAUGAGGUUGGGAAACUUGGAUCCUAUUGAAUGGGAAGCGUUCAUGGAGGAGCAUCGACGCAAGAACCCAACAAACUGGAAAUUAAGUUCAGGUUUCCGCAUUACCAUAGAUCUUCUUCUGCUCGCUGGGAUUUGCAUUUUGUUGGUGUUCGCCCUUAAGCGUUCUUAA